This is a messenger RNA of Dentiscutata erythropus, 162 nucleotides long. NCBI's taxonomy places the organism in Eukaryota, Fungi, Glomeromycota, Glomeromycetes, Diversisporales, Gigasporaceae. The record is from the annotation of a GenBank genome assembly.
CACAAUAAAAAUAUUGGAAUGGUCAGUAAUGAUCUCAUUCCAAUUCGAUCGAGUAUUACAAGCAUAAACCACAAAAGCACAAUAAAAAUAUUGGAAUGGUCAAUAAUAACCUCAUCCCAAUUAGAUCGAGCAUUACAAGCAAAAACCACAAAAGCACAAUAA